AUGGCCCCUGCUAUUGAUGUCAUCCAUGAUGAAGCAACGUUUUUGAACAAUAGCGUUGUCAAUACUCACGAGAUUAUUGAUGACAAGAUCAAGCCGAUAGCAGGCUUCGAACCUGGUGAAGACCACGAGGUCUCUCCCGGUGCCACAGCUUUAUCGAAAAAGUUGGUGGGCGAGGCACUUGUUGAGCAGAUUGAGGGAAUCGAUCACGAACUUUGUGAUGCUGGAGAGGAAGAUUCCUUCUUUGUUGCCGACCUUGGCGAGGUUUACCGCUCGUUCAAGAUGUGGAAGCAGCAAAUGCCACAAGUGUUACCACACUACGCAGUCAAAUGCAACACCGAUCCUGCUGUGAUCAGGUUGCUUGGUACUUUGGGUGCCAACUUUGACUGUGCUUCGAAAAAGGAGAUCGAUACCAUUUUGGGCUUGGGUUUCGACGCCUCGAGAAUUGUCUAUGCUAAUCCAUGCAAGACAAACUCGUUCAUCCGUCACGCCAGAGAAUGCGAUGUCAACUUGACCACUGUGGACAAUUCCCAGGAGUUGUACAAGUUGAAGAAGCACCACCCUGAAUGUGGUAUUUUGAUCAGAAUCGCAACUGACGAUGAGUCUGCUCAAUGCAGAUUGUCCACCAAGUUUGGAUGCUCUGUCAGCUCUGCGUUGAACGAGUUGUUGCCAUUGUGCCAGGAAUUGGAUUUGAAAGUCAGGGGUGUGGCUUUCCACGUUGGAUCUGGUGCUAAGGACUUCGAUUCAAUUUACAAAGCAGUCAAAGACUCUCGCACAGUUUUUGACAAAGCUGAAGAAAUGGGUAUGCCUAUGAGUGUAUUGGACAUUGGAGGCGGUUUCGAGAGGGAGACUUUCGGCGAGUCGUCUGCCAUGGUUCGUUACUCUUUGGGCAAGUAUUUCCCACAGACCUACGCCGACCAACACGGAAUUCUGUUCAUUGCGGAACCUGGUCGGUUUAUGGUUGCCAAUGCUUUCACAUUGGCGACCCACGUCAUUGCACGUAGGGACUUGGGCAAGGAGCAGUACGACAUGGAGGCCAUGAUCUACGUCAACGAUGGCGUUUACGGCAACAUGAACUGUAUUUUGUUUGACCAUCAGCACCCAGUGGCUCACGUCUUGAGACACGAUGGUAAGAUCUAUUAUGAUGGUGAAACGGUGGAUGACGAGGACAAGGACAUCCAGGGCACGGUCCGCCGUUUCGCUUUCCUGAUCUGGGGCCCUACAUGUGACGGGUUGGACUGCAUUUCCACCAGAAGCGAGUUUGCAACGAACAUUAAUGUUGGUGAUUGGUUGUAUUUCCCCAACUUGGGUGCUUACACACUGGCAGCCACAACGUCGUUCAACGGACUUGGUGGACUGGCUACAGUCAAAUACGUCUCCUCUGCUCCUGAGGUCCGCUUGUAA
Molecule: messenger RNA, 1401 nt
Organism: Candidozyma duobushaemuli
Lineage: Eukaryota; Fungi; Ascomycota; Pichiomycetes; Serinales; Metschnikowiaceae
Gene: SPE1
Product: ornithine decarboxylase
Exons: 1
Coding region: 1-1401 (466 amino acids)
Cellular component (GO): cytoplasm
Molecular function (GO): ornithine decarboxylase activity
Source: RefSeq, a predicted model, not a curated record